GAACACCGAAGGAGCUCCAGUAACAUCAGGAUUACCACCAUGUCUGCAGGGUUGGAGUUAGUGGGGAUCGCUCUAUGCGUAUUAGGAUGGAUCAUUGCCAUCGUGUCCUGCACCCUGCCCAUGUGGCGAGUAACGGCCUUCAUCGGCAGCAACAUUGUCACGGCUCAGAUAAUCUGGGAGGGUCUGUGGAUGACCUGUGUGGUCCAGAGCACAGGCCAGAUGCAGUGUAAGGUCUAUGACUCCAUGCUGGCUCUCUCCCAGGACCUCCAGGCCGCCAGGGCCCUCACGGUCAUCUCCAUCCUCCUGGCCAUCCUGGCCGUGCUCAUUGCCAUCACCGGCGCCAAGUGCACCAACUGCAUCGAGGACGAGGCAUCCAAAGCUAAAGUCAUGAUAAUCUCUGGGGUGUUCUUCAUCGUGUCAGGAGUCAUGCAGCUUAUCCCAGUGUCCUGGUCGGCCAACACUAUCAUCAGGGACUUUUACAACCCGCUGCUGACUGAUGCACAGCGCAGAGAGCUAGGGGCAGCGCUCUACAUUGGCUGGGGGGCCUCAGCCCUUAUGAUCCUCGGGGGAAGUCUCCUCUGCUACUCCUGUCCCCCUCGGGAGUACAACCCCUCACAGAUGGCAUACUCUGCCCCAGGCUCUGCCCCAGGUGGGCCCGGGUUCCAGAGAAAAGACUAUGUGUGAUGGGAUGAUGGAUGGGACAAGGACUAUUUAUGUAACAACAAAAACGUUAUUCUACACCUGUUUCUAAGGGUGUGUCUAAGAAAGGGCUUCAUGAAUCCCAAGGAGACUCCGGGAUGAAGGGAUGUGUUUGUUUCUGCUUUUUUUUACCAUUGUUUUGUUGGAUUUGUCUAUGUGUGUACAGUAUUUGUCUCUAUAAUAUCUAUUCUGAAAGGAAAGCAUAGAAAUUCUGGCUGUGUAAGAAAAACAUUUGAGAAGGAUCAUGUUCUUUUCAUUUGGGUUUAGUGAGAACAAAGGAAAUGAAGAAUAAGAUCAGUAGUUAGUAAAUGUAUUAAUUAUUAAAAAGUUUUAAGCGUUGGAUUAUUGGUGAGCUAUGCAUAUUCAUUGAAACUAUAGCAAGCUCAUUUAAACACAUUCACAAGCCUCAUAUAAUUAUUUACAUAAUGUUUGUACUUUUUUGAAUAUUCCUCUCUAAGAUGUUAGUCAUUGAGUCCAUUAAUCACUAACAUUUAAUUAUUUUCCUAGCUUCAGGCAACUACACUACAUCAAAUGAUAUCUUGUAGAAUAUUCAAUCACUAUCUUCUCAUUGACAUUUCUCUAUGUUAUUGGCUCAUAUAAAUGAGGCAUUGCUUAGGCUUCAGAAACUAAGGAACACUAAAAAGACAUUUGACUGAUGCUUUCACAAAAAGAUAGAGGUGGAAAGGUUUUUAUUUUACUGCAAGAAUGCAAGAAUACAGUAGAGUGUACAGAAUCAGUAUGUUCACAUCGUUUUUUAAGGAACUAUGUUUCUUUUUUAUGUAGGAUUUUUUUUUUAUGUUGGGAAAUGCAUUUGGGAGGGCAUCUGUGUGAUGGUGAUGUUCUAUCAUCAGUGUUAAGGGUGUGACUGUGUGAUGUACUCAUCUGUUUGGACCUGAGCAAGAGGAGCGGCUGCCUUGGCAGCAGCUACCGUAAUUUCCGGACUAUAAGCCGCUACUUUUUUCCCAGGCUUUGAACCUCGCGGCUUAAACAAUGACGCGGCUAAUAUAUGGAUUUUCCCGCUUUCAUAUAUAUACAAAAAUUUAAAAAACACAUUCUGUGACGUGCUCUGUUUUUUGGCGGCAUGAAGCUUUCUUUAGACCAAUGAAAUUGCCGAACGGGUUA
Molecule: messenger RNA, 1821 nt
Organism: Salmo salar (Atlantic salmon)
Lineage: Eukaryota; Metazoa; Chordata; Actinopteri; Salmoniformes; Salmonidae
Product: claudin-3-like
Cellular component (GO): membrane; bicellular tight junction
Molecular function (GO): structural molecule activity
Source: RefSeq, a predicted model, not a curated record